This is a messenger RNA of Misgurnus anguillicaudatus (oriental weatherfish), 4827 nucleotides long. Lineage: Eukaryota; Metazoa; Chordata; Actinopteri; Cypriniformes; Cobitidae. The record is from RefSeq and is a predicted model, not a curated record.
CGCAUUUCGGACACAUUUCCGCGUUGCACCGUUGCCGCGCGGCAUGCUGGGACGUGUAAUGAAUGAAACAAGUGCUGUCCAAUGUGCUAAUAAUGUGCUGAGAUUCGAGUUUAAUAUCUCCAUUCAUGAGACCCAGGGGCAAACGGGUCAUUUGGGAUAUUUAUACAGUAUCUUUCGGUAUGACAGAAUCGAUUCAAUUUACGUAACGUUAUCUAAAAUACAUGUGCUGAGAGGAUUAGCUGAUCAUCAUGUAUGCAGUGUACCGUCAGGCUCAUCCGCCCACCGCCGUGGAGUUCGCCGUUUACUGCAACUUCAUCUCAAACCAAGAGAAGAACCUGGUAGUUGCAGGAACAUCUCAACUGUAUGUCUACAGGAUCAUUUAUGAUGUCGAGAGCACUUCAAAAUCAGAAAAGUCAUCCGAUGGCAAGAGUCGUAAGGAGAAGCUGGAACAAGUGGCAUCUUUCUCUCUUUUUGGAAAUGUAAUGUCCAUGGCCAGCGUUCAGCUCGUGGGCAACAACAGAGAUGCAUUGCUUCUCAGCUUCAAAGACGCUAAACUUUCAGUUGUGGAGUAUGAUCCGGGCACGCAUGAUCUGAAGACUCUGUCACUGCAUUAUUUUGAAGAGCCAGAGCUGAGAGAUGGUUUUGUUCAGAACGUGCACAUUCCUAUGGUGCGAGUGGAUCCGGAGAACCGCUGCGCUGUGAUGCUCGUGUACGGCACCUGCCUGGUGGUCUUGCCUUUCAGGAAGGACACGCUCACUGACGAGCAGGAGGGAAUCGUCGGGGAGGGGCAAAAGUCUAGUUUCCUACCCAGCUAUAUCAUUGAUGUUCGUGAACUGGAUGAGAAACUCCUGAACAUUAUUGAUAUGAAGUUUCUCCAUGGCUACUAUGAGCCCACACUGCUCAUCCUGUUUGAGCCCAACCAGACGUGGCCGGGGCGAGUAGCUGUGCGUCAGGACACUUGCAGUAUCGUGGCCAUCUCUCUGAACAUCAUGCAGAAGGUUCAUCCAGUCAUCUGGUCUCUGAGUAAUCUGCCCUUCGACUGUAAUCAGGUCAUGGCUGUGCCCAAGCCCAUUGGUGGAGUUGUCGUGUUCGCUGUGAAUUCUUUACUGUAUUUGAAUCAGAGUGUUCCUCCUUUCGGCGUGUCACUCAACAGUCUGACCAAUGGCACAACAGCGUUUCCCUUGAGGUCACAGGAAGAGGUGAAGAUCACCCUGGACUGCUCUCAAGCUGCCUUCAUCACGUCUGAUAAGAUGGUCAUUUCUCUCAAAGGAGGAGAAAUAUAUGUGUUGACGCUCAUCACAGACGGCAUGAGGAGUGUGCGAGCGUUUAAUUUCGAUAAGGCCGCCGCCAGUGUCCUGACCACCUGCAUGAUGACUAUGGAGCCGGGAUAUCUGUUCCUGGGCUCUCGUCUGGGCAACUCGCUGCUGCUCAAAUACACUGAGAAACUGCAGGAGACACCGGUGGAAGAGGAUAAAGAGAACGAGGACCAAGAGAAGCAGGAAGAGCCCCCGAAUAAAAAGAAGCGUGUGGAUGCAAACUGGGCAGGUAAGGGGAACCUACCUGAUGAGCUAGAUGAGAUCGAGGUGUAUGGAAGCGAAGCUCAAUCAGGCACACAACUGGCUACAUACUCGUUUGAGGUAUGUGACAGCAUGUUGAACAUUGGACCCUGUGCUAGUGCCUCCAUGGGAGAACCAGCCUUCCUUUCUGAAGAGUUUCAGAGUAAUCCAGAGCCAGACCUGGAGGUGGUGGUGUGUUCGGGUUACGGCAAGAACGGAGCUCUAUCUGUACUGCAGAAAAGCAUCAGACCGCAGGUAGUCACAACGUUUGAACUUCCUGGAUGCCAUGACAUGUGGACGGUUAUAUACCAUGAGGAAAAACAGGAAAAGUCCCCAACAGAAGGCGACAGUGAAGAUCCAGAGGAAGAGAAACUCAAGCCUACGGUGGAGGAAGACAAGAACAAGCACGGCUUCCUCAUCCUCAGCAGAGAGGACUCUACCAUGAUCCUGCAGACAGGUCAGGAGAUUAUGGAGUUGGACACCAGUGGUUUCGCCACACAAGGUCCCACUGUAUUCGCAGGCAACAUCGGGGACAAUAAAUACAUCAUCCAGGUGUCCCCGAUGGGCAUCAGAUUGCUGGAGGGAGUCACCCAACUGCACUUCAUCCCAGUGGACCUGGGCUCUCCCAUAGUGCACUGCUCUGUGGCUGACCCGUAUGUGGUCAUCAUGACGGCCGAGGGAGCGGUCACCAUGUUCGCUUUGAAGAUCGAUUCUCACACCGGCAAGUGCCGGCUGGCCCUGCAGAAACCGCAGAUCCACAUGCUAUCACGUGUUAUUACACUAUGUGCGUUCCGUGAUGUCAGCGGCAUGUUCACCACCGAGAACAAGGUCAACUUCCUGUUUCGAGAGGAAACUGCAAUCAGGACCCAAUCAGAGUCGGAGACCAUCAUCCAGGACAUCAGUAAUGUUGUGGACGAUGAGGAAGAGAUGCUGUAUGGUGAAUCAAACCCUCUGAUGAGCCCCAGUAAAGAUGAACAGAGUCGCGGGACUUCAUCAAUGAGUUCGACAGGAAGAGAUCAGAGUGGUCAAAACAGACAGGAACCGUCGCACUGGUGUCUGCUGGUCAGAGAGAACGGAGUCAUGGAGAUCUACCAGCUUCCGGACUGGCGUCUAGUUUUCCUGGUGAAAAAUUUCCCCGUUGGUCAGCGUGUUUUGGUCGACAGCUCUGCUAGCCAAUCGGCAACUCAGGGAGACCUGAAAAAAGAGGAAAUGACAAGGCAAGGAGAAAUCCCAUUGGUCAAAGAGGUUGCUCUUGUAUCAUUAGGUUACAACCACAGCCGUCCUUACCUGCUGGCUCACGUUGAUCAAGAGCUUCUGAUCUACGAGGCUUUUCCAUACGACCAGCAGCAAACUCAGAGUAACCUUAAAGUGCGCUUUAAGAAGAUGCCUCAUAACAUUAACUUCAGAGAAAAGAAGACCAAACUGAGGAAGGACAAGAAGCCUGAAGGUCAGGGAGAGGAGUCUGUAGGGGUCAGGGGUCGUGUGGCCAGAUUCAGAUACUUUCAGGACAUCUCGGGAUAUUCAGGGGUGUUCAUCUGUGGGCCGUCUCCUCACUGGAUGCUGGUGACUUCUCGGGGGGCAAUGCGACUGCACCCCAUGACAAUAGAUGGCCCCAUUGAGUCCUUCUCGCCUUUUCACAAUAUCAACUGCCCCAAAGGUUUCCUCUACUUCAACAAACAGGGUGAACUAAGAAUCAGUGUAUUACCCACAUACCUGUCUUACGAUGCGCCUUGGCCUGUUCGCAAGAUUCCUCUCAGGUGUACGGUCCACCAUGUGAGCUACCAUGUGGAAUCCAAGGUGUACGCAGUGUGUACCAGUGUUAAAGAACAGUGCACACGAAUACCCAGAAUGACCGGAGAGGAGAAAGAAUUUGAGACCAUUGAAAGAGAUGAGCGUUAUAUUCAUCCUCAGCAGGAUAGAUUCUCCAUUCAGCUUAUUUCUCCUGUCAGCUGGGAAGCCAUUCCAAACACAAGGAUCGACCUGGAGGAGUGGGAGCAUGUGACGUGCAUGAAAACUGUGGCGCUGAAGAGUCAGGAGACUGUAUCAGGACUGAAGGGAUACGUGGCUCUCGGGACCUGUGUCAUGCAGGGAGAGGAGGUCACCUGCAGAGGCCGCAUCUUGAUUCUGGAUGUGAUCGAGGUGGUUCCAGAGCCCGGUCAACCGCUCACCAAAAAUAAGUUUAAAGUGCUGUAUGAGAAGGAGCAGAAGGGACCUGUAACUGCUCUCUGUCACUGCAGUGGAUACCUGGUGUCUGCCAUCGGACAGAAGAUCUUUCUGUGGAGUCUGAAGGAUAAUGAUCUGACGGGUAUGGCCUUCAUCGACACUCAGCUCUACAUCCACCAAAUGCACAGCAUCAAGAACUUCAUCCUGGCCGCUGAUGUCAUGAAGAGCAUCUGUCUGCUGCGCUACCAGGAGGAGAGCAAGACGCUGUCACUCGUCAGCAGGGAUGCCAAACCCUUGGAGGUUUACAGCGUAGAGUUCAUGGUGGACAAUAACCAGCUUGGUUUUCUGGUUUCAGACAGAAACAAAAACCUGCUGGUCUACAUGUACCUGCCAGAAGCUAAGGAGAGUUUCGGGGGCAUGCGCUUGCUCCGAAGAGCAGAUUUUAACGUGGGCGCUAACGUGAACGCCUUCUGGAGGAUGCCCUGCCGUGGCACUCUGGACCCAACAAGCAAGAAGUCGCUCACCUGGGAUAACAAACAAAUCACCUGGUUUGCUACAUUGGAUGGAGGGGUCGGGCUGCUUCUGCCCAUGCAGGAGAAGACGUACCGCAGACUUCUGAUGUUGCAAAAUGCUCUUACGAUCAUGUUGCCGCACCACGCCGGACUCAACCCGAAAGCAUUCAGAAUGCUGCACUAUGACCGGCGGUUGCUGCAGAACGCAGUCAAGAACAUUUUAGAUGGAGAGCUCUUGAACAAGUAUCUGUACCUCAGCACCAUGGAGCGAAGCGAACUUGCUAAGAAGAUCGGCACAACGCCGGACAUUCUCUUGGAUGAUCUUCUGGAGAUUGAGAGAGUAACUGCUCACUUCUGAGGAGCUUGUGGUCUCGCUACCAAUUCGUCUGGAGAUUUCUCUGUUGGCCCAUUGUUUAAAGUGUUUUAUGUCACUCUUUUGAUAGCAAAGCACAUGCAAAAAAUGUGUUUCUUUGUGUUAAGAAAUGGACUAAAGUAACUGGUGUCAUGUUUCAUAGAAUAUUUUGUAAGAAAAAUGUGAUGAUACGAGAUCGUACAUGUUCAAACUCAUCACAAUAAAAAUCAAACAAAAAUACAAA